This is a messenger RNA of Mercurialis annua (annual mercury), 2712 nucleotides long. Its product is annotated as probable cyclic nucleotide-gated ion channel 20, chloroplastic. The coding region runs from base 164 to 2470 and encodes 768 amino acids. Lineage: Eukaryota; Viridiplantae; Streptophyta; Magnoliopsida; Malpighiales; Euphorbiaceae. The transcript is spliced from 13 exons. The record is from RefSeq and is a predicted model, not a curated record.
AACAAAUAAAUACACUGAUAGAUUGACUGACUUUUCCAAGUCUUUUUGGCUUGGAGUGUUUCACACAGCAAAAGACUCCAAAUUUUGCAUGGCUUCUUCUACUAUUUCUAUCUGCUUUUUCUAGUUCCGACUCACUUCAAACUCACUGGCAUUAAUUAGUUAAAUGGCUAGUUAUGACAAAGAUGAGGUGCCAAUGCUGUCAGAUGUACAUCAGCGAUCAGUAGAUGAAAAUGAUUAUUCCGGGUUUCACCCUACAUUUUCAAGGGCUCGGAGUGCUUCAAUUUCUAUUCCUAUGAGUUCCAUGAAGUCCUAUGCAAAUGAAGCCAGCCUUGUAGGCUAUACUGGUCCACUGCGUAGUGAAAGAAGACCUGAAAUGAUACGGAUGACUGGUCCAAUCUACACCAAUCGUAAAGCUGAUAACAUUAUCCGACCAAAACGUAGUGUAACAGGUAGCAAAAUAGCAGACGUUGAGGUGGAUCAGCAUGACUGGACAAUGGACAAGUAUCCUUCUAUAAAUGAGCAUUUAUUGAGAUCUGGACAACUGGGAGUCUGCAAUGAUCCUUUUUGCACAACAUGCCCAAUAUAUGACAAUUUCAAACCAGCACAGCAGAAACAUUCAACAGCUUCAGCUAUAUUGGACUAUAAGCUCCACAAUGCUCUUUAUGGGGAUGCCAAAAGUUGGGCAGGGGGAUUUGUGUCCUCUCUAAGCUCAUAUAUUCCUGGAGUUAUGAAUCCUCAUUCAAAAGACAUUCAACGAUGGAACAAAUUUUUUGUCAUUUCUUGUUUGGUGGCAAUUUUCGUGGACCCAUUGUUUUUCUUCUUGCUGUCUGUGCAACAGGAUAAGAAGUGUAUAGUUAUUGAUUGGGCCCUAACUAAAGCCGUUGUUGUUUUGAGAAGCAUGACCGACUUCAUAUACUUCUUAAACAUAAUUCUCCAGUUCAAGUUGGCUUAUAUAGCUCCGGAGUCUUUGGUAGUUGGUGCUGGAGAGUUAGUUGACCAUCCAAAGAAAAUUGCUAUGAACUAUAUCCGUGGAUAUUUUUCUGUUGACUUAUUUAUCUUGUUACCGCUUCCUCAAAUUAUUAUAUUAUUGGUCCUACCGAAUAACUUGGGAUCAUCCGGGGCAAAUUAUGCUAAAAACCUUCUACGGGCUGCAGUCCUUGUUCAGUACAUUCCAAGGUUAUAUAGGUUUCUACCUCUUGUUGUUGGCGUGUCUCCUAAUGGCUUCAUUUUUGAGACAGCGUGGGCAAACUUUUUCAUAAAUCUUCUCACCUUUGUUUUGGCUGGCCAUGUUGUUGGAUCAUUCUGGUACCUCUUUGGGUUGCAGAGGGUUAAUCAAUGUCUUCGUAACGCCUGCCAUAAUUCUAAUAUUCGGCCAGUAUGUACAAGUUACAUAGAUUGCGGUCGUGGGAACAAUGUUGAAAAUUUUGUUUCAGAUCCAACAUGGAAAAGCUGGAAAAGUAAUGAAAAUGCUAGUGCUUGUUUCACUAUGGACGGGUUUCGAUAUGGAAUCUAUAUCCAAGCUGUUAAUCUCACUGCAGAGCACAGUGUAAUCACUAGAUAUGUAUAUUCGUUAUUUUGGGGAUUCCAGCAAAUCAGCACUCUUGCUGGGAAUCAGACGCCUAGUUAUUUUGUCUGGGAAGUCCUCUUUACGAUGGCUAUUGUGGGACUUGGCCUUUUACUCUUUGCUUUUCUCAUAGGAAACAUCCAGAACUUCCUUCUGGCGCUUGGUCGGAGGAGGUUGGAAAUGUCACUAAGACGACGUGAUGUUGGGCAAUGGAUGAGCCAUCGACGCUUGCCACAAAAUCUAAGAAGGAAAGUAUUAGAAGCUGAAAGGUAUAACUGGGCCGUAACCAGAGGAGUGAAUGAAGGAAGGCUUAUGGAAAAUUUGCCUGAAGAUCUUCAGAGGGAUAUAAGACGGCAUCUCUUCAAAUUUGUUAAGAAAGUUUGGACUUUUGCCUUGAUGGACGAUCAUGUCUUGGAUGCCAUUUGCGAGAGACUAAAACAAAAAAUAUACAUCCAAGGCAGUGAAAUUAUGUGUCACGGUGGUGUGGUCGAGAAGAUGGUUUUCAUUGCACGUGGAAAACUCGAAAGUAUUGGAGAAGAUGGGACUGUGACCCCUUUAUCUGAAGGGAAUGUUUGUGGAGAGGAACUUCUCACUUGGUGUCUAGAGCAUUCUUCAGUUACCAAAGAUGGAAAGAAAAUCAAGAUUCAUGGACAACGAUUAAUUAGCAGCAGGACAGUAAGAUGCUUAAUAAAUGUGGAAGCGUUUUCUCUUCAUGCUGCAGACCUUGAAGAAGUUACUAAUCACUUUGCAAGAAGCUUGCGGAAUCCACGUGUUCAAGGAGCAAUAAGGUAUGAAUCUCCUCAUUGGAGAGGUCUGGCAGCUGCACACAUUCAAGUUGCAUGGAAAUACCGGCAGAAGUGUCGUAUGCGUAUGCGUAGCUGCCAAUUAAAUCAAUCCAAAAACUAGGUUUGUUGUAUGAUAUGCCUAUAUAUAAUAUGUAUAUGAUCUGUGUAUAGCAGUUAGAAUCUUCAUUUAGAUCACAUCAGCAAUACAUGUUAGAAUCCCACUUGCUGGGUAUAUAGUGUAUAUUAUUAUAUGAACCUCUGUUAAACAUUGUAUACAAAUUUUUAUUAGCUCAACUCAUUUUGGAAUCCUUGUACUAUUAUUUGUUAAAGUUAAUUGUUACUAAUCACUUUUAUGAUUGACUA